ACAGCUUAUAAAAACGUAUUUCUGGGUUCUUUGGCUUGUUAGCUGUACAUAUUGUCACACAGCAGCUUUUAGGCAUUAUUCAGUUUUUUGUUAUAAGCCAGAAAUGACAAGGAGGCGGCUUCUCGCAAUACAAAGUCAAUGGAGACGGUUGGAUCGCUUUCCCCCCCGGUGGGCGUGGUUUUCAAAUUUGCAUAACUGCGCUCUGUCUCUAUGCUGUAAGUGUGUUAACUUAACUCCCAUUUUUAUUGGAAAAUGUUUCGGGCUCUUUGCUUGGGGAGUUUGGUAUCCUCCUUUUCUUUUGAAAAAAUGUUUCCUCAACGCAUGAUGGCACAAAAGAUGGCUUCACACAAAUUACUCAAAGCUUUUGGGCCUGGCUGAGCAUUUAGGGUGUGACUACUUCAGGAAGUCAAAGAUUGACAAGAGGAAUAAUUAUAGGUCUCAUCGCAUUAUUGAUGAUGCUUGAGAUCUUGGCAGAAGUUGUAGAGGAGCCAAUUCUUAGUGAUAUCAGAUCAUCACAAGCAAUAAGCCUUGAAGUUGAUGAGAGCACAGAUGUGUCGAUGUCCAGGCAGCUUGAUUUGCAUGUCCGCUAUUAGAAGCUAGUCAGAAUAUUCAUAAAUCAAAAGUCCUGUUAAUGAACUGUAAAUACUAAAUAACCUACCUGUCCUUUGUUUCAGAUACCUGGACAAAGAAGGACAUGUAUUUAAUCAGUUCUUGGACUUGGUCCCUAUUCCUGAUGACAAAGCAGACACUAUUGUGACAGCCAUCAAGAACGUAAUGCUGAAGAAACUGUAUGGACUGGGAACUGAUGGGGCAGCUGUUAUGACAGGACGUGUAAACGGUGUGGCAAAGCAACUUGCAGACAGGUUUCCAAAGAUUGUAUCUGUGGCUUGUGCUGCCUACAGAGAAAUCUCAGCUCAGUCCUUGGAGCCUUGGCAGAGGAGGCAGAGAUGAGAAGAUGUCCAGGAGCAAAAGGACUCUAACAUUUUGUGCUACAUACAGAUUUGUAGCAGCUGUUUGUCUCCAGGCUGAUGUAUUGCCACACCUUGCAUGCCUGUCCAAAAUAUUUCAAAAAUCAAAUGUCAACUUUCUACAUAUUAAGGAGCAAGUUCCGGUCACAAUUCAAAGUCUGAGGAGCAUCAAAGAGACUGCACAGAUGCCGCUCCCUGGAUCAUUCUUGUCCCAACUUCAACAGGACCUUGAUGAUCCCCAAAGACUUGGAGCCUUCAACAUAAAGCAUGAGGAGGAGAGGAACAGGAGAGGGCAAGAUUCCAGCGAGAUAUUCUCGCCAGGAAAUUUUUCCCUCAACAUGAGAAGGAGGUCCUGCAAGAAUGGCUCUCAUUUAAGAAUCAUGCUCUCAUUGGGGCAUGCAUUUAAGAACAAGACCCGGGAGGAGCUCUUGAGUCUGCUGGAAAGCGAGUUUGAUGAGUGGGCCAACCUUUACCCCUUCCUGAGCCUUCUUGCAAGCAUUGCCCUUGUUAUCCCCAUUUCCAGUGUUCACUGUGAACGUGAUUUCUCGACCAUGAACAGGGUGAAAACAGACCUGAGAAAUCAGCUUCAAGGAGAACACCUCUCUGCCUGUCUAAGGAUCUCCAUAAAUGGACCUCAAACAGAGGACUUUCCAUAUGAGAGGGCAUUAGAAUAUUUUUUCAGAAAGCCUACCACCACAAAUAGAUUGUAAAUCUGUGGGAAACACUGUACAGCCCUUCACUCAUAAAACCUUUUAAAGGUUAGCACGAAUGCGUCCAGCAUUUUUGGACUGGCUGACUGUUCUCAACCAACCAUCAUUCACCAGCAAAAACUUUAAAGGUAAAUACGAACGCGUCUAGAGCAGUUUUUGAUCUUUACCGUAGAGGAGGAUGACUGACUAUCAUCUAUUCAAUUCAAUUCAAUUUUAUUUAUAUAGCGCUUUUCACAAUUGUUACUUGUUGCAAAGCAGCUUUACAUGAGUAGAUGUAGGGGAGAACACAGAAAAUCAAUAGAUAAUAUAAGAAGUAGAAUAUAGCUGCUAAGGAUAAACCGUACAAGUGAGUGUAGUAAUAAUGUAACGUAUACAGUAAAGUGCUAAGUUAAGCCAAAGUUGGCUGACUCUCCCGGGGACGAAAAAAACCCCUAGGAGAAAACCCAGUGGAAAAAACUCCUAGAAGGACAAAAACCCU
Messenger RNA from Misgurnus anguillicaudatus (oriental weatherfish), 2156 nucleotides. The record is from RefSeq and is a predicted model, not a curated record. Lineage: Eukaryota; Metazoa; Chordata; Actinopteri; Cypriniformes; Cobitidae.